GAGGCAAAAUAGUCCAUAUGAUUGGAGACUCCACACUACGCCAGUGGUGGGAAUUCCUGCUGGCCUUCAUUCCAUGGAAAAUCAUACAGGAAGGAGAAAGGAAAGGCAGGUGGGACAGAUGGUGAUGGCUCCUUGUGGUCUCAGACCAGCUCCACUUCUCUGUCUUGGACUAAUAUUCACAGCGGGGAUGAUCUACCGAUUCCUAUCCUUUGAUCACUUCAGAGACAAACUUGUGCCUCCAUCCCCUGUGGGUGCCAAGCCAGGCCCAACUCCUUUAACAGAGUCUCCAGAACUGCAGGCACUGCUCCAGCUGCUCCAUUGGCCAGCUCCAGCUGAGGAUGCUGUAGCCUUUGCUUCCUCCACCAGUGCUGAGAAGAGCCACUACCGACUCUUGCAGUCCCAGAGCAAGUACACAGUGGGUAACAUGCUCCUGGUGUCACUGGAGGCCCGGGACCAGAGCGGGCAGCCAAAGCACUACGGCGGAGACUUCUUGAGGGCCAAACUGCAUUCCCCAGAGCUGAAGGCGAGUGUGGCAGGGACAGUGGAGGACCACAAGAAUGGCACCUACACACUGACUUUCCCGCUUCUGUGGGCAGGUGCGGCGCAGGUGUCUGUGCGUCUCAUCCACUCCAGUGAGACUGUGGCCCUCAUUCGGCGCAUCCGUGACUCCCAUCCCUCCACAGUCGCCUUCUGGGGCUACUUUGAGGACCCAGGCCAAGGGAGCAAAGAAGAAGUGACUGAAUGCAACGUGCAUCCAGUCUCAGGCCCAACCUGCCAGUACGUGGAUCCUGGCACUGGGGAGCACUGGUUUUGUGCCAGGCCCCAGCAUCACUCCUGCAAUGACCUUGUGUACCACUCUGCUGGGAUCUACAAAAAUGUGCUCACCUCAGCAGAGAAAGUCUUCCUUAGUGGAGCUGCGACAGACCGGAUUAUUCCAGGGAGUGUGCCCAUCAUCCAAGUGCUGCCUAGCCACCAGCUGACUGUUGCCACCUCCCCACCACUCCCAUGCCAUCCAGGCCUUGCCCUCACCAACCCUUCAGGUUUCUACUACAAGGAUGUGUGGGUUUCCUUGGGAUGUUCUAGCCGGACCUUCCCUACUUCUGACUUGGCACUUGGCUGCUUGCGAGGCAAGAUAGUCCAUAUGAUUGGAGACUCCACAUUACGCCAGUGGUGGGAAUUCCUGCUGGCCUUCAUUCCAUCAGUCAAGCAGAUAGACCUUCACGUGACCUAUCAGUCUGGCCCACUGCUGGCUGUGGAGCCAGCACAGGGCCUUGUGCUGAGGUGGCGUGCCCACGGCAUUCCGCUGCGCACCGCGAAGUCCAAGAUGGCUGACAUGCACUACUUGGCCAAUGAGCUGGAUGCACUUGGUGGGGGCCCGGACAUGGUGGUAGUUUUCACGCUCUGGGCCCAUUUCACCACCUUCCCAGUGGAUGUAUAUGUGCAGCGGGUGCACGGCAUUCGGCAGGCUGUGGCUCAGCUCCUGGCCCGCAGCCCCCAGACCACCGUUGUCAUCAAGUCAGCCAACACAGGAUACAAGUCUGUCUAUGGCAGUGACUGGCUCUCCCUGCAGCUGGACAACAUCCUUCGUGCCAUGUUUGCUGGCAUGAGAGUGGCCAUUGUUGAUGCCUGGGCCAUGACCUCCUGCCACUACCUGCCUGAUAACAUCCAUCCUGGCAAGGUAAUUGUCCAGAAUGAGGUCAACGCCUUCCUCUCCUAUGUCUGUCCAGGGAAGUGACUCAGAAUGGAGCAGUCUUGGUACAGCAGAAAUAGAGCACAUGGAAAAUUCCACAAUGAUGAGGGAUCUUCAGAGAGCACCUUGACAUGUUCAGGGGGGAGGUUGGUGGCUAGAGCAACUUCUCAGCAACCAAGUUGCAGUGGGUGUUAGAU
Messenger RNA from Podarcis raffonei (Aeolian wall lizard), 1887 nucleotides. RefSeq names its product NXPE family member 3-like. The transcript is spliced from 6 exons. Lineage: Eukaryota; Metazoa; Chordata; Lepidosauria; Squamata; Lacertidae. The record is from RefSeq and is a predicted model, not a curated record. Bases 74 to 1735 code for a protein of 553 amino acids.